Molecule: messenger RNA, 1440 nt
Organism: Pseudocercospora fijiensis CIRAD86
Lineage: Eukaryota; Fungi; Ascomycota; Dothideomycetes; Mycosphaerellales; Mycosphaerellaceae
Exons: 7
Coding region: 1-1440 (479 amino acids)
Source: RefSeq, a predicted model, not a curated record
AUGCUUGCACCUUCCAUCUCCACCCCUUUGUUGCUCACGAACGCUGCUCUCUUCAUCUCUCGCUACUCAAAGGCUUUGUUCUGUGUCGACUGCGCCGCCACUUUCUGGCACAAAAGACACAUACAGCACGAACUCACAUCUAUCAAGAUGCAGGACAACAUUCUAGUAGAUUAUUCGUGCACUCAUUUUGCCGUCCUACCGGCUGAUGUUUCUCUGGAGAACUACGACUGGCUCUUCAACGAUCUUCAUUCCGCCGCAGAGAAAGACUUGAUAUCUCUCCGCAUCACAUCUCACCUAGCUCUACCCCAGGCCUGCCCAAACCCUGCCUGUCAGCACUUUCGUCUUAAGCCAUGGACUGAGCUCAUCAGAACAGCUGAGAGCGAAAUAAAUGCAGCGCUGAGCGAGACCAGGAAAGCAUACAUGCGCUACGGCCACGCCUAUCAUUUAGAGCUGAACCCGCGCAGCAGGGUCAGGUGCCUAAGAGACCCGGACUGCGCGCUGGCGCACAAGCAGUUCACUCUGGAAACAAGAUCCCUCCACAGCGAUCCUUUCUUCAUGGCGUGGCGAGCCCUAUACUCGGGCUACAACAAGAUCAAAGUCGUGAUUCAAAAUCCCUACAAUCUACUCUCAUUCUCAAACGCCGAGAGAAUAGCCAAGAUCAUCAACGAUUGUCGUUUUGAGAUUAGCAAGAUCGAGUACCUGCUAAAUCAGCUCUAUGCCGGUAUUAACAUCUUCCGAAGUGAGCUCACAUCUCUCCAAAACAACAUGGCUAAGCGCAAGAAUAUAGUCAUUGCAGAUGGAUUGCCGGUGGUGUCUCCUGCCGACAAAGCGAAACUCAAGUGCUGUUUAGCGCGCACACUCGACAAUUUGAAUACAAACGAUGGGAUAAUCAGCGUAUCUAUGCCUCUUGACGAGUCAACGGGCAAGACAACUGGUCUUGCAUUCAUUGAAUUUUGGACAUCGAAGCAGGCUACCAUUUUCGCAGAUGUCGCCAUGGCUGUUGGUGGCACACGGCUAUACGAAAAGCACCGGGUGACCUUUGCAGAGCUCACAGACGUCUCGCGCUUCGACAAGCUCGAGAUCGAUGAAUUUCGCGAUACAGAUAUGAUCUCAUCCAGCAGUCAAGGAGCCAUUGACGAGAUGAGAAUGCACAUGAGGCAGAAAUCUAUGGAAGAACUGUCCUAUGAAGACGAACAUGCUGACUAUGCCAAACUGGGCGGAUCAGCUUUGCAGGAGUGUCUUGCUAAGAACAAGAGAGCUCGUUUGCUGCGUUAUCGCAUGAACCACUGGGGCAAAAAGCUCAUCGACGAGGCUGAUGUCCACGUUUUCGGUAAUGCCAUGUACAAGAAUUGGUUGAAGCCUAGCACCUUGAUAUCUCUGGCACACAGGCAGGUAUUCAGGCACACUAAUAUCUUGCGCACAGGUCGAUUGCAUUCAUAG